GAUUAGAAAUAAAAACAAGUGUGCGUCAAACAAGCAAGUCAGUCUGCAUUGAGUUACGGUGUUGGAUAUAUUCGUGGAGCAUUCGCUAACGAGAAGUGUUCUCAUAAUGAUUUCGAAGAUGAUAAUAUUUCUGACGGUCGUGAGUUUGGCGUGUGCCGCCGUUUGGAUGGGAAAGCCACCCAAAAAACCCCAUAAUUUAGAAAAUAAAGAAGGUUGUUACAUUCGGGAGAUAAAUGAUGUAAUAUCAUACAAUGACGAGAUUUCACCAAUCGGAUACUGCGUAAGAAUCGAAUGUGGAAAAGAUUUUAUACAUUAUGCUUCAUGCGGCGUGGUUGUAACCGAUGAUCCUAAAUGUCACAUCACGGAGACAGACCUUCAUAGACCUUACCCAGAUUGCUGUCCAAAAAUCAAUUGUGAACUGGAUAAUAAUCUUGUUUAAAUGCAGCAGAUGCGGUGUUAUAUGUUGGGAAUUAAAUGGUCACUAAGAGAGCCACUAAAUGUAGAUUAUUUAAUGCGAAAUCUACACUAAAAGACUGCAGUAACCAAUGACUGUGUGAAGUGUGGCAAAAAGAUAUUUAAGGCUAUGAAUUGGAAAAAGUUAAGAUAACUUUCUUUUUACUAGUUACAAAUGUAUACAAGCCUUUUUAUUUGUAAAAAAGUUAUAAUAAUUGAAUCUUUUCAGAUUAAUUUACAUCAGUGUAUAAAAUGUAUUAAACAAAAAAAAUAAGCAUUUAGUGUGUGAAUAGGGUUUAAUAUUUUUUUGUGAAAUUAUGUGAACGCGCCUUUAUUGUCAGUUUCCACUAUAUAAAGACUUGUAUAAAAAUGUAUCUUUUUAAUCUUAUGCCAUAGAAAAAAAACAGAGAUAUAAUUUUAACUAGAUAUGUCAACAAUGUAAAUUCACGGUAAGAAUAUAAACAUAACUGUGAUAUAAAUCUGAAUAUUAAUAAGUAUAUAUCAUACACUUUAUCUUAGUAUAUUAUCGAUUCCCUGUUCCCGACAUUACACCAUUUGUCAUGCUGCUUGAAGACUUUAGUUCCUUGUAGAAGAGUUUGAACGUAAUUCAUACUCGAGAAGCUAUCUUGCCGCCAAAUUGUUAUAAAAUAAUUUAUUUUUUAAUUAAAAAGUUUUUUUUUGCAA
Messenger RNA from Papilio xuthus (Asian swallowtail), 1137 nucleotides. The record is from RefSeq and is a predicted model, not a curated record. NCBI's taxonomy places the organism in Eukaryota, Metazoa, Arthropoda, Insecta, Lepidoptera, Papilionidae.